CUAUAAUCCGCGGCGGUGGUUAUCUUGCUUUUCAACCAGGCAGCCCACCGUAGCUUCUUUUCUUACACAUAACAGAAACCACUGAAGCCCUUCAUUCGUCACCACUACGACCCAUGUCACUACACUGGAGAUAUCAGUAGUUUUUGCUAACACAUAAUAUCUUGAUUGACGAAAAUACACCACUAUACUAGCAAGUAUGCCGCAAUUAACGCCAGCACAACCACGCUUUAUCCGUAGCCCUAGCCUUCCACAAGACUACCUUCCAUUCACUGAGCAUUCAGAGACUCUGGUGCAGGAAGCGUUAGUACACAUCCUUGUCGAGACUCCUCCCCGAGAACUCUAUACACGUGACGAAUGUCGUGGUCUCUUCCGUGGUCCAACGGCGCUAGCAUACUUGCUACUUAGGAUACACGCUGUAUAUCCCGCCAUGAGAAUUCAUGGGCAAUCUCUUCAGCAUUGGGUUGAUUCUUACAUGGCCCCUCAGCGCACCGGAGGCAAUUCGGCCCCGUGCGGCCUCGCGUGUGAAAGUGCGGGGUACUAUGCUGUGAAGACCAUAUUAGACGAAACGGAAGCACCAAAAUUCCGCGAAGAGCUAGAAAGACUUGUUGAGGAAGACAACCAUCCCUAUGAGCUUCUUUUUGGGUUCGCCGGACUACUCUAUAUGGUUCGCGCUGUAGAACUUUCGAGACCAGAAACAGCCUCUCUUCUGGCCACUGCCAAAGCCCGAAUUAUAGAAAGGAUUCUAGGCGCAGGGCCGGGUUGGACCUGGCGUGGAAAACGCUACAUUGGUGCCGUGCACGGUGACGUCGGUAUCUUGACUCAGCUUCUUCUGACAGAUUCGAAGUUGGCAAAGAAAUCUAUGGUGCGGAAUUCCCUGCAGAGGCUCCUGAGCUUACAGCACCAAAGCGGAAACUGGCCCACAGAAGACACUGAUCAUGGCUACCAUGAGCUCGUGCAAUUCUGUCACGGCGCGCCUGGUUUCGUUUCAUCGCUUUUGCAGAUUGGACAGUUUUUUCCAGACAUGAAUGAGCAAAUUGAAAACGCAAUUGCGUUGGGCAGAAGGUGCAUUUGGCAGCAAGGCUUGUUAAAAAAAGAACCUUGCCUGUGUCACGGUCUUUUGGGCAAUUCUUUCGGACUCCCCUCUGGUACGGAAAGGAAUCAUUUUCUGGCAUGGUCCUUGCCAUCAAAAGUUGAAGAAGAACGUCAACGGGAUGGGUUGAAUUUCUCGCCAGAGGACGGCAAGCGGAUGUGCAUCUGGUUCAAUUAUUGGCCAAGUGCAGCUUGGACGUGGACAGUUUGUGAGGCAGAUGCUCCAGGAGUCAUUCUGUACAGCGAUGUUUAGUCGUUCAAUCCGGAGUGGAUACAACAAUAACUCUUUGCUUUAUUGACAGUCUUGUUGGUCAAAAUAGUAACUCGAGACAGCCGAUUCAUUGCCCCAAAUGUUCCAAAUGUUGAAGGAUCAUUAAUGGG
Messenger RNA from Colletotrichum navitas, 1470 nucleotides. Its product is annotated as abscisic acid ABA receptor. NCBI's taxonomy places the organism in Eukaryota, Fungi, Ascomycota, Sordariomycetes, Glomerellales, Glomerellaceae. The transcript is spliced from 3 exons. Gene Ontology annotation, biological process: carbohydrate metabolic process; peptide modification. Gene Ontology annotation, cellular component: plasma membrane. The coding region runs from base 197 to 1342 and encodes 381 amino acids. The record is from RefSeq and is a predicted model, not a curated record.